Galleria mellonella (greater wax moth) is the source of this 6244-nucleotide messenger RNA. RefSeq names its product RNA-binding protein Musashi homolog Rbp6 (gene Rbp6). Gene Ontology annotation, cellular component: cytoplasm. Gene Ontology annotation, molecular function: RNA binding. The transcript is spliced from 15 exons. Lineage: Eukaryota; Metazoa; Arthropoda; Insecta; Lepidoptera; Pyralidae. The coding region runs from base 220 to 1281 and encodes 353 amino acids. The record is from RefSeq and is a predicted model, not a curated record.
GAAUCGAUGCGACGGCGACGCGGGUCGCGGCUCGCGGGCGGGGGCGCGGGCGGGCGCUGCGUGGAGGGGUGCGCCGCGACGCGCGACGCGCCAGUCUCGUGCCGGUAGUCGGUAGUGCAGCUGAGCGACUCCGGGAGCCGUCCCCGCCGCGUCGUCGCUCGCUCGUAGUCGUAGUGUGCCCGCCGUCCGGCCCGCCCCGCGCCGCCGGCGCCUGAGCCCAUGGAAACCCAGAACCAGGAUACGGCCCGAAGCCCCGCCGAGGUGCCCAACGACCCGGGGAAGAUGUUCGUCGGAGGACUCAGCUGGCAGACUAGUCCAGAAAGUCUUCGGGACUACUUUAGCAAAUUCGGGGAAAUCACAGAAGUUAUGGUUAUGAAAGAUCCAACAACGAGGCGGUCGAGGGGCUUUGGCUUUAUUACAUUCGGCGACCCAGCUAGCGUAGACAAAGUAUUAGCUCAAGGAACACAUGAAUUAGAUGGCAAAAAGAUUGACCCCAAAGUGGCCUUUCCAAGAAGAGCACAUCCAAAGAUGGUUACCAGGACAAAGAAAAUCUUUGUAGGAGGGCUAUCAGCACCCACAACGCUGGAAGACGUAAAGAAUUACUUCGAACAAUUUGGACCGAUUGAGGACGCCAUGUUAAUGUUCGACAAACAAACCAAUAGGCACAGAGGUUUCGGUUUCGUCACAUUUCAAAGUGAAGACAUAGUAGAUAAAGUGUGCGAAAUACAUUUUCACGAAAUCAACAACAAAAUGGUGGAAUGCAAAAAAGCACAACCAAAAGAAGUAAUGCUCCCAGCGAACUUGGCAAAGACGAGAGCCGCCGGUCGCGGCGCGUACGAUUUCAUGUGGUCAUUGGGUGCUCUUCCUGAUGGUUUUCCCGCAGCAUACGCCGCGUACGCGGCAGGACGUAGCUAUUCGGGCUAUCCUAGCUUCGGGCUACCGUACCCAGCAGUUGACCUGACCAACGGCCAACUCACACCGAACAACAACACACCGCUGCUCGCGCAGGCGCUCUCAGUGAUGAACAACUACCAAGCAGCAGCAGCCGGAUUCGGACCACCAGCGUCGCCACACGCAGCCGGCGGCAGAGCCGGUUUCCCAGCAGCAAGCUCGCCGGGACCAGCGCUCGAUGUGUACGGUUCUGCGGCCGAUAGCGUCGGAUACGUGCAAGCGGCCAGCCCCCAGCCCUCCGGAUUCCCGGCGAUCGCAGUCAGCCGUGCGCCCCUCAAUUACACCCCAGGACCCUUGAUUCCUGCGGCUUUUACCAACGGUUAUCAUUGAAAGUGUUAUAGCACAAAUAUUUUACGUGGCGAGCGGUGUGGCGGCGCGUAGCGUCCCCCGAGCGCAGCCCGGCCGCCGUAAGACACAUCCUCCUCCAGCGCCCCGCCACCCGCCCGUGCUCGCGCGCAGCGCUCUCUAGCCAAUGACGGUGCCUAUCGCUGCCAGCGUACUAGCGCGCCGGCGCCGGCGCACAGCGUGACAGCACAUCGGCGCGCGCACAGCGGCGACGGUCGCCUCAUCCGUCCGGCCACCGCGCGGACUGAUCCGUCGACCGCGGCGUUUCAAUUUCGCACCGUACCCACCUCCCAAACUCCUUAUCCUCCACCCCACUCCUCCACGCACUCACCCUCCCCACCGUCCCCUCUAUUGUAAAUAACAAUAAUCUACUUUUUGUCGUGUGAACGAGAGAUAGUAUAUCGAUUGAACAGGUAUUUUUUCAAAUUUUUCUCGCUUCGACUGUACCGUAGAUGUGUUGUCAGAAUAAUUAAACAAUUUAAACUACAAAAAAAUACAUUUCAUAUUAUAUAAAAUGCAUCUAGAUGAUUUUAUUGCAGGGAGGUAUGUCUUAAAAUAUUUUAUUAUUCAUAGUUAAAUUACAGUUUAAGGUGUAAAACUACAUGUCCUCUACGUGCGCGGAAGUACAGUUACGAUAGGUAAAGAUAUAUUAUACUGUGAGUAAGAAUCGUAAUAACGACCGUGCGCGUUUAUAUUAUACAUUUUUAAUCGCAAGCUUAUAAGAUAAUUUAUUAUCCAGAGUCGAUAUCCAUUGUAGCGGUAUCGAAACGUGAUCACAUACGCAAUAAGCUUGGCCCUCCCCGUGUUCCACGUGUACAAAGUCGAGUUGGUCGGUAGCGGCAUAGUUAGUUAGGCUGGUUGGGCCGUGUCGCGCGCGCGCGCCACUGGCGACACGCGACGGCUGGAGACCGGAGACAAUAACGCGGUGCGCGACCAUGCGCCCGCGCGCCUCCUCGCUCGUCCACCAACACAUAUUUUAUUCUAUCUAUUUUUAAUAUUAAUGUCAAAUAUUAACAUAAUUAUUAUACUACUAUAUAUUAUGCAUAUUUUACCUAUGAAUGUAAUUAUUUUCGCCUAAUUCGAAUUGUAUAAAAUCACCUCUUUGAACGGCUGUUCUGUUUCAGUAGCGAACAAAUUUCUCGAUUACUUCCGUAUAAGACUACGUUAGUUACGCGUAUACAUACUUUCUAAUAUUAUGUAUUAUGAUAUAAAAUUUUAUCCUAAGGAUAAUAUGAUCGUAUUUAUGAUUCAUAGGGACGUUUGGAAAGCUAAGUCGGAACAUUUCACAAUAUCUCUCAUCGCGUUAAGAUAAUAAUUCGUUUCUAUCUUGUACCUUUGAAAGUAGGUAUUGUAAUUAUAUAAUAAAAUAAAUAAAUAACAAUUUUGUGCAUUACGUAAUAAAUAUUUCAUUGUUUCUUACGAUUGUAUUUACCGUAAUAUAAGACCACUGUUAAAAAAUUACAAGCCUCCUAUUUAUACGAGAGGCUACACCGUACUUAGUCGUAUUUUAAAUUUUAAUCAAAAUAAUAAUACUAACAAUAAAAUUUCGUACAGACAGUAUAGUUAUCUACACGUCACAAACAAUUCAAUAAAAUAAAAGACAGGGAUAUUAAAAAAAAAAAGAUAUAAAACGGCGCAGGUUCGAGGUAAUAGAAUAAAAUAUGACGUCAAUUCAUUAAUCAUAUUCGUUAGGUACUGGAGACAUUUUAUCGACCACUUUGUCUAGUUUGCAGCAGACACGGAGCAGCGCCGGUCACCCGCGUAGCACCGCCGUAGAACGUUCUACAUACCUUUACGCGCCACUACAGCGCGUAGAGAUACUGUGGCGCGUAGCUACGGCGGCGCAAGCGCAUACACUCAACCGACGCUAACCGCUCGCUACACACUUGCACUCGGUUGCAUUCAUUCGUUAUUUACUAUUAUUAUUACUCAUUACCUACAUCAAUUAAACAUUAAUAUUAUAAAUCUAGGUAUUAAAUUUUAGGUAAUAAUAAUAAACAAUCUUUUAAAUGCUAUUAUUAUAUAAAUACGUUAUAAAUAUAAAUGUUUCCUGUUACAAAAAAAAAUAUUGAAAAUGAUACGAAAUAAAUCAAUAUUCUUUUUAAAGGUAAUUUAUUACUUAUGAGUAUGUAGUUAAUUGAAUAAUGGAGUGUUAGACGGAGUGCGCUCGUCGCCGGGCGGCGCGCUCGCUUCGCGUUUUUUGUUCGUUCGUGCCGAAUUCGUUCGCUGAGAAGGUCACGUGCGGCAGGCAACGCGCCGAGCGCCGAGCGCCGUGCCGCACACGCCACUGGAGACGCGACCGCGAUUAUGUUGUUAAAAACAUUAGCUAGGAAAUUGAUAAUGAAAUCGAAAGGUGUGAAGUCAAUAGGACGGUCGGAAUAUCGAUAUCAUACCUAACAAAUUAACGUAAUUAUUUGUUUUAUAUUUACGGUGUUAUAGGUAUUUAAGACAUUUUUUCUUAGAAUAUUUAAUUAUUACGAUGAGAUGUUAUAAUUGUUAGGCCCGGGCCGGCGGCGGAGCGGCGCGCGCGCACCUCGCCGCCGUCGGCCGUCUCAUUCACUCUCACAUCCUCACUAUAAUUAUAUUUUCUUACCGACCUUUUUAAUGUAGGAAAAGCGCACACGGCCGCUUGUCCCCGUGCGAGUACGAGUACAAACAAACAAACAUAGUGAGAGACGUUCGUUUCGCCGCGUUCGUGAGAAGCCAUCGGUUCGCCGCGAUUGCAUCGAGACGAUACAUAAUGACAAUUAUUGUAUAUACAUAGUUAACCGCAUGUGUAAAAAGACGUUUAGGUAAGCGCCACACUGGCGUAUCACGCGCGACCGAUUUUGCCGUCCGUCUGACACCGUCAAUUAUCGUGACGUACAACCGAUCCAGAGGCAUUUAUAUGCUAACUUUUUAACGAUCUAGUCUAGUCCUUAUACUUCUAAAAGUACACAGAAAGACCUAUAGUGGACUCUGUUAAGCAGAAUCAUCAAAGAAACAAUUUGUGGUAUUUUCAAAAAAUUUCUAAACGACAUGAUAUUUUUUUAAUUUUAAGAAAUUCUAUAGAAAAUACUCCAAAUUAAAUUAGUGAGUUACAUCAAAAUAUAAUCAUGAUCGCCAAUAGAAGGCCUAUAAAGUACAAACGUAUUCAGUUCAAGAGAUUGAACAAGUACAAACAUGUUUGACUAGUUCGUUAAAAGGCGUCGUGUAAUCGGUCAUUGUUUGGCGCUACACUUAGUCGAUACCAUCUGAUCGAUAUUAGAUUCAUUCGAGCUGCAAUCAGGAUUAGCUUGACGAAUGAUUAGUUUCAUUGUUGUUGUUAUGGUUUGUUGAUACGAGUUUGUGAGGUUAUUUCGUUAGUAUAUCACCCUUAGGGCACCUAACACGGGCUGUAUUGUGAGGUUAUCUCUCACGUCAUAUUCCACCUUGUUUUUUGUAUAUAUGCAUAUGAUGCGUUAACCUCAAAAUAAUAGCAAUAAAAUUCACAUAUAAGUACCUACUUAAUAAUUUAGAAUUUUAUUUUCAUAUAGUAGUAUUUUCCCUUUAUUAUCCAUGCAUUUACUGCCAAAUAAUAUGUCCCGUGUUUUAGUCGCCACACCAUCACGAGGUGGUUCCCACGCGAUUACCGCUUGGUUGCCGAUGCAAGCGCGCGGUCGUUGUGGCAACCGCGUCGUUCCUCUCGCUUGAUCGUAUACACGUUAGUUGAUUUACUACAGUCACCAUUUUAGAAAUGUGUUCUAUAUCAGAAUAAAGACUACGUAAUGAUAAGCGAGAUCUCAAAUUUAUUUUAAAAAUUCGUUAAUUGUGAUCCUAAUAUUGCGACUUAUAUAUAAUAAAAUUAUAAAAGAUAAUUUAUUAUAUUUUGUAUAAUGACAUUCUACGUUAUUUUACACUCGAUCUACUUUAUAUUGUUAUUAAAGAUAAUAAUUAAUUUUAAUCUAAUAACGUGACAGACUGGUAAAGUUCGUAGUGUCGCUGUGGCGGCCAUAGAUCAGUAGCUUUGCAUAUUCGGCGAUGGCCAACUUAAUGUUUCAAGGACCAAAGGUAUACUUAUUCGCGUAGAACCGGACGCGCAUUGGCUCCGCACGAACCGACCCCAGCCGAUCGGUUGUUUCAUUGCAGCAUCAGAGCGUGUCUAUGAGUAGAGCUAUGAGAAUUUAUCACGGCGGGCUGUGGCGGGCGCGCCUUCCUCGUGUGCUGCACGGAGCGGGGCGUGCCGGAGCGUCGGUCAGGCCAGCGGCCGACUCCGGCACCCAGGCUCCGUUCGCUGCGGACGGCGGAAGGCCGCGGCCGCUAGCGCUCGCGAACCCUGUCCCGCCCCCCGGCACCCUGUCCCGCCCCGCGCAACGCCGCCCGCUUGGUUUCGUUCUCGCGGUUACUUCUCGAUUGCGUGCUUCGCGUGCUGACUGAUUUUCUAUAGCAAUAAAAAAUCAAUUACCUAAGAUUUUACAUUAAAAUAAAUUUGGAUUUAUAUACGUUCGAAUUUGGUGUCAUGUACAUUUAAAAUAUUAGAGAAAGGAGAUAACGAUAGGCGAACGAUCCGCGACGUGUCCCGUCGCGGUUUCGGCGCAUUAUUUUCGUCAUUUCUUCGUGUAUAAUAUGUUACAUGAAUCUGUAUACAAUAUGGAUAUAAAUCGUAAUGAUGAAUAAAUUAGUUUUUACGGCAUCUCUUUAUUAAAAUAAUGAUAAUAUCAAAAAGUUUUGUAAAAAGCGGUGGGUAUGUCCGCCGCCCCGAUUCCGUGCACCAGUGCACUUUCUUAUUGGAAUAUUACAUUAUAUAACGUACAUAAUACUAUGAGAUAUAUAAUCAUACAGCCUCUCGGGGCGCGCGUGUAUGGCGAUGUAUGUAUACACAUUGUGCAAUGUACAUAUACCUAUUAUAAUACAAUGAUUUAAGACAAGGUUCACAUCGUGCCGUGUGUAUGUGGUAAUAAAUAUAAUAUGGACAUUGUUCAAACAAUAA